AUGCGUGAAUCUUCUCCUCUCUCCAUUCAGAGUCAGGACAUGGAGCUCUCUUUUCAGGUCAGCGUCGCAGGUGUACGGAUCUCAAACUUCGAUCCUGCAAAGACUUCAAGCAGCGAGGCCGUAGCUAGGUACAUUUCAGACGUGGAGAAAAAGAAUGACUUGGAGGAAGGGACCUUAAGAGACGCAAUAAUAGCAAGCACUCCAUUUGGCACCAGGCUCUGGGAGACAACCAAAACUGGUUCCUUCGUCCCCCAGCCCGCCCCUCUGAAUAUGCGCUUGGAGGAUGCAUUCGGAAAUGAGGGUGGUACAUACCUUCUCGAGGUCAAACCGGAGUUUUUGAAGUACUUUCUAGUUGGCAGUCCUGCAUCCGUCAGGAAAAAGAACAAGAACAAGAAAAAGAAAAAAACCAAGAGGGCUGAUGAGAAUGGUAAGGUCUUUGUUUGCAUAUUUGAGGUGUCCCGGAUUUAUCAUUUCCAGCUGACGAAUCUGCGACAAACGUUGUUGAAGAGCCAAUUGACCCUACUGGUCUAG
Messenger RNA from Laccaria bicolor S238N-H82, 531 nucleotides. RefSeq lists its product as uncharacterized. Lineage: Eukaryota; Fungi; Basidiomycota; Agaricomycetes; Agaricales; Hydnangiaceae. The transcript has 3 exons. The record is from RefSeq and is a predicted model, not a curated record. Bases 1 to 531 code for a protein of 176 amino acids.